AUGGAAGAAGCAAAAACUCUUGUCCGCACAACAGUGCGUACCUUCAAACCCUCAGAGAAGAAGGACGACAAGCAGGCAGCCGAGAUCCAGGCACUACUGGUCGAUGCCCUCCUACAUCACACAGUCCUCCAUCUCGACGAUUUCAAUGCACUCACCCAGAUGCCUCAGAAAGAGCUCCGCGGCUACCUACAACCACUCCGCACCAACCGCCUCAUUCAUACUGGCUCCCGUCGCGAACACCAUGUCGCAUCCCAACGUGAUGCCACUCGCGAAUACUACUACGUCCAGCACUCGGACGCCGUCAACUGCAUCAAAUAUCGCGUCAACAAACUCCGCACAGAGAUCUCUAACCAGUACCUCACCAAAUCAGGUCCUGACGCCUUCCUUUGCCCGCAAUGCAAAUCUACCUGGAAGGAGUUGGAGAUUGUUCCUGGCGCUGACGGCUCUCUCUCCUGCCCACGCUGCGAUUUCCGAGACGUGAUUCUCAACGAAGCCGCUUUCAAGAACCAGGGAAUGCACGAGAACAUCAACAAGCUGAAUUCCCAGCUCUCUCAAUUCAAUACCCUCUUCGCCGCUUUCGACGCCAAGCUCACGGCCGGGCAGUUCCGAGACCUCAAAUUUGACGAGCAGUUCCCGCGCCGCAAAAUCGUUCCCAAAGAGGCCGGUGGCAAGUCCUGGCAAUGGGUGGAAGUGCGACGUCCGCGUGAUCGUGAAACCGCCGCGGGCGCCGUGAACGAGACCGACCUCGACCUCAAUAUCACCAGCGCAGCCAGACAAGCCGCUGAAGAAGCCGAGCGCGAACGCGAACGUAAAGAGAAGAUUGCACAUGCUAACGCGCGGCCUGAGUGGAUCAAUGCGGGUGUUGCCAAGGGCGCAACCCUGGAUAUUCGGGGCGAUGAUGCAGAGCCCGCCAGUACAGCCAGCAGUGGUCUAGUGCCGAAGAAAGAGGAAGACGAAGACGAGAAGAAACCCGACAUCCUGAAAGACACCAAGGGCCAGAACCUUAGCGAGCGCGAGCGGGCAGAGCAGGCCCUGAUGGAGCAGUACAUGCAGGACAUGCAACGCGAGCAAGAGGAAGUCGAGCGGCGUAAACGCGAAGAAGAGGAAGAAGAUGGCGAAGAAGAAGAAGAAGAAGACGAAGACGAUGAAUUCGAAGACGUUCCUGGCACAGGCACCGGCGCGGUCGGCACGCCAAUGAGUAGCAGCCAAGGUGGCGCGGACGUCAAGCCCGCCGUCCCCGCCGUCAACGGCAUCAAGCGCGAGUACGAGGACGACAGCUCCGAAGCAGCUACGCCCGCCAGCGCAAGCGACGAGAGGGACAGCAAGCGCCUCAAGAUUGAGAACGGCGCGGACGUCAAGAUGGAGGGGAGCGAUAGCACCAGUGUCAGCGCGAACGGGACGCCGAUGGCGAAUUCUGCGCCAGCCGCGGUAUCUGGUGGGGCCCAUGGCAACGGCAACGGAGACAGAGAGGAGAGCGAGGACGAGGAGUUUGAGGACGUGUGA
Cyphellophora europaea CBS 101466 is the source of this 1503-nucleotide messenger RNA. RefSeq lists its product as uncharacterized. Gene Ontology annotation, cellular component: transcription factor TFIIE complex. The record is from RefSeq and is a predicted model, not a curated record. Lineage: Eukaryota; Fungi; Ascomycota; Eurotiomycetes; Chaetothyriales; Cyphellophoraceae. The coding region runs from base 1 to 1503 and encodes 500 amino acids. Gene Ontology annotation, biological process: transcription initiation at RNA polymerase II promoter; transcription open complex formation at RNA polymerase II promoter. The transcript has a single exon.